Messenger RNA from Eufriesea mexicana, 944 nucleotides. RefSeq names its product homeobox protein MSX-2. The record is from RefSeq and is a predicted model, not a curated record. Lineage: Eukaryota; Metazoa; Arthropoda; Insecta; Hymenoptera; Apidae. The coding region runs from base 204 to 944 and encodes 246 amino acids. The transcript has 3 exons. Gene Ontology annotation, cellular component: nucleus. Gene Ontology annotation, biological process: embryonic morphogenesis; regulation of transcription by RNA polymerase II. Gene Ontology annotation, molecular function: RNA polymerase II transcription regulatory region sequence-specific DNA binding; DNA-binding transcription factor activity, RNA polymerase II-specific.
AAUAUGGGAAGUCGAAGUUGAAAGUCACUGUAUAUCGUAACAUUGGCCUGCCAAGAUAGCAUCGUAUGUUCAACUAUGCGUUUAAUUUGAAACCGAACUUCGACAGCCACGGGUUGCUAAAAUUUAGGGUGGUCAUAGUAGCAUGUAAUGGAGAGCCAUAUAUAAAGAGGAUUUUAUUAAGCGACCACAGUUGAAGUUUCGACAUGAAGUCGGCCAGUAAACCAAAAGAUUUCAGCAUUAACAGUAUUUUAGCGGAUGUAUCUUUUCAAAAUGACCAGUAUAAAAAGGCAUCUGUAUCUAGCGUGUCGGCAAUGUGUCAAAAUGAUAUUCAAAAAGAGAAAUAUGAAAGGAAAUCUGCAACAGCUUUUAAAAUUAAUGUAGAAGAUAAAGUCGGGUUAAAUACAAAAAAUAACGUGAUGUCUGUCAAGAAAGAAACGAAUUUUGAUAUUACUUCGAAUAAAAUGUAUUUAAUUAAUAACGUUUGCAAUAAUGAUGAAAGUGAAACGAAAAACUACGGGGUGUCUCCUCAACGAAGAAGUGAAGUCGAAGCAGAAGGAAAAUACGAUCAUCAUGAACAAUGUACAUAUUUGUUAAAUACCGAAGAAAAUAUUAUAAUUAAAAUUUUUAACAAAAUAGAAAAUCUAGAGUCAAUGGAGAAUAUAGUGGAGUUGGAAUGGCUUCAAUGUACGAGAUAUAAACCGCCGAAAAUUCCUAGGAAAUCAGCAGUCGGUAAGAAUAAAAGGAAACCAAGUCUUCAUCCUCGAAUACCAUUUUCAACAUUUCAACUGGACUUUCUUGAGCAACAGUUUCGAAGCAGUGCUUAUCUCUCGAAACAAGACGUAUUGAAGAUAUCAAACGUUUUAAACCUUUCUGCUAAUAGGAUAAAAAUUUGGUUUCAAAAUCGACGUGCUAGAGAACGACGUGAAAUUUGUACUAAUGUAUAA